Molecule: messenger RNA, 426 nt
Organism: Colletotrichum fioriniae
Lineage: Eukaryota; Fungi; Ascomycota; Sordariomycetes; Glomerellales; Glomerellaceae
Source: RefSeq, a predicted model, not a curated record
AUGCACAGCCGAAAGGUGCACCUAGAGGUCCAGCAAUGCACCGAGGAAGACAUCCCCCGCGUCUUUGAGAUAGUCUCCUUGGCCUUUGCCAACGACCACGAAUUCGUCGAUGCGGUCUUCCCUGCACAUAGCAGCCCUGAAGGCCGCAAGUUGGGUAGCUCGCGCAUGCUCGCCAUGUUUCGCGGGGAUCCUUACAGCGUUUUCCUCAAAUGCAUCGACACAGACACCGGCAAGAUGGUCGCUGCUGCAAAGUGGAACAUAUACAAGGGCGGCCCUGUCCCGCCGUCACCUGAGCUUUCUGGUGACUACUGGAAGAACGACGAGGAAAAGAGGUUUGCACAAGCUCUGUUUCGUGGGUUCCUUGCGCCGAGACAACGAGCUAUCGAGGAUAGUGGAGCGAGAUUGGUCGAAAAGGUCGAAGGCUGA